Molecule: messenger RNA, 1224 nt
Organism: Ostertagia ostertagi
Lineage: Eukaryota; Metazoa; Nematoda; Chromadorea; Rhabditida; Trichostrongylidae
Source: the annotation of a GenBank genome assembly
AUGUUUUUGUCUUGUUUACGCCCGAAAUGGGCAUCCAUCCUGGGGGCGCUUGCGCUUGCGUUUGCGCUUGCCGUGUCGCUUUCGGCGCAGGCCCAGACCUCACCAUCGCUUCGAUCUGCCGUUGAAGCCGCCUGGGCGCUGAGCCCGCAGGCGCAAGCCCUGGUCAAUCGCCAGGCAGAGUUUGAUGCACGCGUGAGCGCCGCAUCGUCGCUGUUGUCGGGGCCACCGAGUAUUUCGUUGUCGCACCGCACAGACCGGCCAACACGCAACGGCGGCCUGCGCGAGUCUGAAGCGGCGCUGGCCUUUCCCAUCUGGUCGCCUGGCGUGCGCUCUGCGACGGCGACAUCGCUGCAGGCAGACCGCCAGGCUUUUGACCAGGAACUGGUGCUGGCCAAAAUCAGGCUGGCCGCCGAUGUGCGCGAGCUUGCCGCGCAGGCCGCACUGGCGCGCAACGAGGCGCAAGUGGCCCAGCGCAAGCAGCAGGAGGCAGCGUUGCUGGCGGCUGAUGUAGGGCGCCGCGUCAGGGUGGGCGAGGUGGCGCGGCUUGACCUGCUGCAGGCGCAGGCCGUUCAAAGCCAGGCCGCUGCUGCGCAAGCCCAGGCUGAAAGUGCGGCUGCGCGGGUCAAUGCGCAGUGGCGUUCCUUGACGGGCCUGAACGAUGUGGCAGAACUCGAUGAGGCUGAAGGCGGCGUGCGCGAAAGCCCGGCACUGCUUGCCGCAGACAGCCGCCUGCGUGCCGCACAGGCAAAACUCGCCCUGAUGGAGACCGACAGGCGAGACCCCAUGGAAGUGGGCGUCGGCGUGACGCGUGAACGCCCGGCUUUUGGGGCUGCGAGCGACACCUCUGUGCGGGUGACGCUGCGUGUGCCUUUCGGCACGCAUGGCCGCAACGCGCCCAGGCUGGCCGCCGCCAGGGCAGAGCUGGACGCCGCGCAAGCUGAGGCAAUGACCGUGGCCCGCAGCGUGAAAGCCGACCAGGAAAGCGCGGCCAGCGAGCUUGACGCAGCGCGCCGCGCAGAGACGCUGGCGGCAGACAGGGCACGCCUGAGCACCGAAGCGCAAACGCUGAUCGGCAAGUCUUACCGCCUUGGCGAAAGCGACCUGCCCACACGACUGCGCGCCGACAGCGAACGCUUUGAUGCAGAACUUGCCCAUGCACGCGCCCGCGUCGACAUGCGCCGCGCGAUCUCAAAACUUAACCAGGCCUUUGGAAUACUCCCAUGA